CUCCAGACGCGGAAGCGAAUCGCAGCUGUCAAACAGAUUUGAUUGUAAAUCGGACUCAGCGCUACUCUAACGGGAAAACAUCACUUAGCUGUGCUUCAAAAUGGAUUCCCCACGUUGGCUGCCUCUUGAGUCAAACCCAGAAGUCAUGACUAAAUUUGUUAGCUGUCUGGGUAUGAAGCCAACCUGGCAGUUUGGGGAUGUGUAUGGAUUGGAUCCGGAGCUUCUUAGCAUGGUACCAAGACCAGUGUGUGCGGUGCUACUCCUCUUUCCAGUGACAGAGAAGUAUGAGGCAUUUAAACAAGAAGAGGAGGAGAAGCUCAAAGAUCAGCCUCAGGUUUCUCCAGACGUCUACUUCAUUAAGCAAACUAUUGGAAACGCUUGUGGAACAAUAGGAUUAAUUCACGCUGUGGCAAACAACCAGGCACAUCUGGAAUUUGAACCUGAUUCUCCUCUUAAGAAAUUUCUUGAACAAACAUCUAAAAUGACCCCGGAGGAAAGGGCAACCUUCCUGGAAAAAGACGAGAGUAUACGUGUUACACAUGAAUCCAGUGCGCAGGAAGGACAGACUGAGGCCCCAAGUUUAGACGAGAAAGUGAAUCUGCAUUUUAUAGCUUUUGUGAAUGUUGGAGGGCACUUAUAUGAACUGGAUGGCCGUAAGCCUUUCCCUAUUGCCCAUGGAAAAACCUCAGAGGAUACUUUCCUUGAGGAUGCUAUAGAGGUUUGCAAAGUCUUUAUGGCUCGCGACCCUCAGGAGGUUCGUUUCACCAUCAUUGCCCUCUCCAAAGAUUCAUACUGAGGAAACUACUCUGUUUUUCUCUGACCCUAGAAAACAAAGACAACAUUACUGCCAAACAUUCUGAAGUGCUGACUUUAUUUAAUUUUUCUUUCAAAAUGCUAUAGAAAGUCGAUGUGUGAAGAAAAUAAAAUGUCAGGGAUAUCCUUGUAAAGUAAUUUCCCCUUGUGUUCUACAUAGUUGUUAAAUUAAUUCUAAAGCAAACAGAGUGCUGCUUGUCAAUAAAGGUAUUUCUCACUGAGAUCUGAAUUUUCCAGCUCGCCUCUGCUGACAUCUCUAAAUGUCAUACAGGUAUUAGCUGUAUGGUCUCGACAUUGCACUACGGUUUGUUUACUUAAUUUUUGGCCUUUUAGUGAAGAAGGAAAUGUUAAAAAUUUCUACAUCACUGAGGAAAGUUUUUUACUCAGACUUCAAUGACACAUACUGUAUGUAGUGAUUUGUUUUAAAUGAGAUGUCUAAUCACAUGCUCAACACAAGCUGAAGAAACACAUUUGCAAGCUAUUUCAUUCAUAGCUUUGAGGGGGGAAAAUAGGCCUAAUGUUGUUGGAUGCAGUAAUGAUGUUGAAGUGAGGCUCACUAAACACGCAGACUAUACAGCUGUAAAUCUGUGGAAGAUGCCUAGAUUUUUGUAAUAAGAAAUAUGUCAAAUAAAUGAAAAAUUUAUUAA
Molecule: messenger RNA, 1460 nt
Organism: Haplochromis burtoni (Burton's mouthbrooder)
Lineage: Eukaryota; Metazoa; Chordata; Actinopteri; Cichliformes; Cichlidae
Gene: uchl3
Product: ubiquitin carboxyl-terminal esterase L3 (ubiquitin thiolesterase)
Exons: 9
Coding region: 101-796 (231 amino acids)
Biological process (GO): protein deubiquitination; ubiquitin-dependent protein catabolic process
Cellular component (GO): cytoplasm
Molecular function (GO): cysteine-type deubiquitinase activity
Source: RefSeq, a predicted model, not a curated record